This is a messenger RNA of Linum tenue, 2903 nucleotides long. Lineage: Eukaryota; Viridiplantae; Streptophyta; Magnoliopsida; Malpighiales; Linaceae. The record is from the annotation of a GenBank genome assembly.
AUGUUCACCGGCGUCAACCCAAUCAAGCGAUUUUGCUUCCACUCUGUCUACACCCUCCUCUUCCUCGCUCUGUCUUGCUCCGCGGUGAACCAAAUCACCAGAGGCCAGUCGCUGAGGGACGGCGAUACUUUACUCUCCGUCGACGACAAGUUCGAAUUGGGCUUCUUCAGCCCGGGGAUUUCAACCUCCCGGUACCUGGGAAUCUGGUACCACGACGCCGCGGAGGCGGAUUCGUUAAUCUGGGUCGCGAACAGGGACCGACCGGUGCCCGAUCGGAGCGGCGUGCUGACCGUGGCCGGAGAUGGGAAUUUGGUGAUUUCUGAUGGGAAUGGGACGCGGGUCUGGUCCAGCAACGCGACGGCGAGGGUUGAGUCGAACGAUACAGUCGCGCUGCUCGCAGUCACUGGAAACCUAAUCUUGUCCCAAAACGACACCGUCGGGGAUGUUGAUCGUGCCUUCUGGCAGAGCUUUGCCAAUCCGACGGACACGUAUCUGCCGAACAUGAGAGUUCUCGUGGACGCUGCCGUAGGGGAAAACCACGCGUUCAGCUCGUGGAGAUCGGCCGACGACCCGUCGCCGGGGAAUUUUACCUUGGGGGUGGACCCGCGCGGGGCGCCGCAGAUUGUGAUUUGGGAGAACGGGAAUCGGCGGUGGCGGAGCGGGCAGUGGAACGGGCUGAUUUUCACCGGAGUUCCCAGCAUGACGACGCUGACGAAUUUCCAGUACGGGUUCAAAUUAACCCGAGAAGACGACGGCAGGUUGUACUUCACGUACAAUCCGGCAAACGCCUCCGCGCUCUUGCGGUUCCGAAUUGGUUGGGACGGGAUUGAGGAGCAGCUCCGGUGGAACGAAAGCCGGAGAAUCUGGGACGUGCUGCAGAGGCAGCCGGAGGAAGGGUGCGAGGCGUACAAUCGCUGCGGCGAAUUCGCGGUCUGUGACGAAUCGGGACGGCCAACGUGUAACUGUAUGGAAGGGUUCCGGCCGAGAAACCUAUCGGAAUGGAAUUCAGAGAAUUUCACCGGCGGAUGCCAGAGGAACACGCCGCUGCAGUGCCAGAGCAACAGUAGUAGCCAGACUGGGGGUGAAGAAGACGGAUUUCGAUCCAUACGCUGCACGAAAUUGCCGGACUUCGCCGAUGUUCAUGAGGGAGUCUCGCCGGAUUCUUGCCGUGAGAGGUGUUUGGACGAUUGUGAGUGUAAGGCUUAUUCGAUGAUCAAUGGGAUUGGGUGUAUGAUUUGGAGUGGAGGUUUGGUCGACGUUCAGCAUUUCGGCACCGGCGGUGGCAACGUUCUCAACCUCCGACUAGCUGGCUCCGAACUCGAUGAUGGCAGGAAGCUAUCGAUUCCUGUGAUAGUAGGCAUUGUUGUGGCAUCAGUGGUUGGUUUGGCCGUAAUAGUAUGGCUGUUCUGCAGAAUCAAAAGGAAACUUCAAGUUAUUCCAGCAGCCCCUUCUGUGUCAGGGACAAAACAGAAUGAGACUCCCAUGUUUGAUACUAGCAAGAGCAGGGAGUUUUCCUCAGAUCUUUCUGGCCCAGCUGAGAUCAUUGAAGGAAGUCAAAUGAAUCCUGCGGAUUUGCCAUUGUUCAAUGUCAACUGCGUAGCGAUUGCAACGAAUAACUUCUCAAUAGAGAACAAGCUCGGCCAAGGAGGAUUCGGCCCGGUUUAUAAGGGAAAGCUUCCGGGAGGUGAAGAAAUCGCAGUGAAGAGGCUAUCGAGAAUCUCCGGUCAAGGCGUGGAGGAGUUCAAGAAUGAAAUAAGCUUGAUUGCGAAAUUGCAGCACAGGAAUUUGGUGAGAUUGUUGGGAUACUGCGUUCAAGGAGAUGAGAAGAUGUUGAUUUAUGAGUAUAUGCCCAAUAAGAGCUUGGACUUCUUUCUCUUUGACCCAAGAAAGCAAGCAACUUUGGAUUGGGCGAAGCGGUUCACUAUCAUCGAAGGGAUAGCUCGAGGUCUGCUCUACCUCCACAGAGAUUCGAGGCUCAGAAUCAUUCAUAGAGACUUAAAAGCCAGCAACAUUCUGCUGGACGAGGAAAUGAACCCGAAAAUUUCAGAUUUCGGCAUGGCUAGAAUCUUUGGUGGCAACCAGAAUGAAGCCAACACAAAUCGAGUAGUUGGGACAUACGGUUACAUGGCGCCUGAAUAUGCAAUGGAAGGAUUGUUCUCUGUCAAAUCAGACGUGUACAGCUUCGGUGUAUUAGUAUUGGAAAUUGUCACUGGUCGAAGGAACACAAGCUUUCGCUCGUCGGAUCAUGUGAACCUCAUAGGAUAUGCAUGGGAGCUCUGGAGUGAAGGCAGAGCACUGGACCUCGUGGAUCCUUCGGUUCGAGGUUCUUCUCCUCAAGAAGAAUUAUUGCGAUGCAUACAAUUAGGGAUGUUGUGUGUGCAAGACAACCCUGUUCAGAGACCAACAAUGGCAGCAGUGAUGUUGACGCUGGAAAGCGAUAGCCCGAGCUUGCCAAUGCCGAGGCAACCGACUUUCACUUCUUCCAUGAGAGCUUCCAUUGACAGAGAUCUCUAUUCAGAAGGUCAGGAUAUUGUGUCGAAUGAGUUAACUGUCACAAUGGUUAUAGGAAGAUGAGUACAUAUGCAAUUGCAUAUGUUCAUCUCCCUUUUUGUUAGUUCUCAUUUCUUUUUUGCAUAUACCUAUACAUGUAAAUUGUUUAUUCUGAUUGAUAAUACGUAGGUUUUCAUUAGAUUUCUUGAUGUAAAGACAUUGGUUUAUCACAGACUUGGUAUGAUGAGGUUUGAUUAUGAGGCGAAAUUAUGUAUUCGAGGGCCACAACAGUUCACCUUGGAAGAUUGGAUUUGUGUUGUUGUGCACAAAGGAUGAACACUUCGCAACUAAUUUUAUUCAACAAAUCAUUUUCUGUACAAUGGCCUUCUUUUUUUGUAAAUCGAAAGGUAGGA